This is a messenger RNA of Anopheles marshallii, 2370 nucleotides long. RefSeq names its product ATP-dependent 6-phosphofructokinase (gene Pfk). Gene Ontology annotation, biological process: canonical glycolysis; fructose 1,6-bisphosphate metabolic process; fructose 6-phosphate metabolic process. The record is from RefSeq and is a predicted model, not a curated record. Gene Ontology annotation, molecular function: identical protein binding; monosaccharide binding; fructose-6-phosphate binding. Gene Ontology annotation, cellular component: cytoplasm; 6-phosphofructokinase complex. Bases 1 to 2370 code for a protein of 789 amino acids. NCBI's taxonomy places the organism in Eukaryota, Metazoa, Arthropoda, Insecta, Diptera, Culicidae. The transcript is spliced from 6 exons.
AUGUCGAGCCAACCGGUACAACGGUUUAUUCAGUUUGGAGCCCACAAGGGCAAGGGUAUCGCCGUCUUCACUAGCGGUGGCGAUUCUCAGGGCAUGAAUGCGGCCGUCCGAGCCGUGGUGCGCAUGGGAAUCUAUGUUGGAUGCAAGGUUUACUUCAUCCGCGAAGGCUACCAGGGUAUGGUGGACGGUGAGGACAAUAUCGUCGAGGCUAACUGGUCAUCGGUGUCGAGCAUUAUCCACCGGGGUGGCACCGUAAUCGGUUCGGCCCGCUGCAAGGACUUCCGCGAACGUGCCGGUCGUCUACAGGCCGCCUACAAUCUCGUUUCCCGCGGCAUCACCAACCUGGUCGUGAUCGGUGGCGAUGGUUCGCUCACCGGUGCCAACCUGUUCCGGCAGGAGUGGGGCAGCUUGCUGGACGAGCUGCUGGCCAGCAAUCGGAUCACGCAGGACCAGCGCAUCAAGUACAACAGCCUGCACAUCGCCGGUAUGGUCGGAUCGAUCGACAAUGAUUUCUGCGGUACCGACAUGACGAUCGGUACGGAUUCGGCACUGCAUCGCAUUAUCGAGGCGAUCGAUGCGAUCGUCAGCACGGCUUACUCCCAUCAACGUACCUUCAUCAUGGAGGUUAUGGGACGUCACUGUGGUUACCUGGCCAUAAUGGCUGCUUUAGCUAGCGAGGCGGACUUUGUAUUCAUACCGGAAGAUCCCGUUGUCCACAAUUGGCCAGAAAAGCUAUGUAAGAAGAUCCUGCAGGAGCGUUCUGCCGGGCAGCGUUUGAACAUCAUCAUCGUGUCGGAGGGCGCAAUCGACCGGGACGGCAAUCCGAUUACGGCGGAGAAGGUCAAGCAAGUGGUCGUUGAUCGACUGCAGCAGGACACGCGCAUCACCGUGCUGGGUCACGUGCAGCGUGGUGGCAAUCCGAGUGCGUUCGAUCGUGUGCUGGGUUGCCGGAUGGGUGCGGAAGCGGUGCUGGCACUGAUGGAAGCGGACGACAAGACGGAACCGUGCGUUGUAUCGCUGGACGGUAACCAGGCCGUGCGAGUCCCACUGAUGGAAUGCGUCCAGCGAACGAAGGCGGUGGCGAAAGCAAUGGAGGAUAAGAAUUGGGAGCUGGCAGUGCAACUGCGCGGUCGUUCGUUCGCACGCAAUCUCGAGACGUACAAGAUGCUGACGCGCCUGAAGCCACCGAAGAGUGCUUUCGACGAGCAGGGCCGUGGUGUGGGUGGCUACACGAUGGCGGUAAUGCAUAUCGGGGCACCGGCCUGUGGCAUGAAUGCGGCAGUACGGUCAUUUGUCCGCAACUGCAUCUACCGUGGCGAUACGGUGAUGGGCAUUCACGAUGGCAUUGAGGGUUUGGUGGCGGGUCACAUCAAGAAGAUGGAAUGGUCCGACGUGACUGGAUGGGUGGGACAGGGCGGUGCCUUCCUCGGCACGAAGCGCACACUGCCCGAGGGUCAGUUUAAGGAGAUUGCCGCACGGCUCAAGGAGUUUGGCAUCCAGGCACUGCUGAUCGUGGGCGGGUUCGAGGCGUACCAUGCGGCUGGCCAAAUUACGGAUCAGCGCUCCAAGUACAAUGAGUUCUGCAUCCCGAUCGUCGUCAUUCCGUCCACCAUCUCAAACAACAUGCCCGGCACGGAAUUCUCGCUCGGUGCCGACACCGGGCUGAACGAGAUCACGGAGAUCUGCGACCGCAUCCGCCAGUCGGCGCAAGGUACGAAGCGGCGCGUGUUUGUCAUCGAGACGAUGGGUGGGUACUGCGGAUAUUUGGCCACGCUGGCGGGAUUGGCCGGUGGUGCCGACGCGGCCUACAUCUACGAGGAGAAGUUUACGAUCAAGGAUCUGCAGCAAGACGUGUAUCAUAUGGCGUCGAAGAUGAGCGACGGUGUCCAGCGUGGUCUCAUUCUGCGCAAUGAGAAAGCGUCCGAUAACUAUAACACCGAGUUCAUCCAUCGGCUGUACUCGGAGGAAGGCAAGGGUCUGUUCUCCACGCGCAUGAACGUGCUCGGCCACAUGCAGCAGGGUGGUUCGCCGACUCCCUUCGAUCGUAACAUGGGCACCAAGAUGGCGGCCAAGUGCGUCGAGUGGCUGGUGGAGCAGCUGAAGGCUAACACGCAGCCGGACGGUUCGAUUAAGGCGACGUCCCCGCAAACGGCCUGUCUGCUUGGGCUUGUGCGCCGUCAGUACAAAUUCUCCCCGCUGAAGGAGCUGAUCGGUGAAACAAACUUCAUGCAGCGCAUCCCGAAGCACCAGUGGUGGCUGAAGUUGCGUCCGCUUCUAAGAAUUCUGGCGAAACACGACUCCACCUACGAGGAGGAAGGCAUGUACAUCACGGUCGAGGAAGAAAUGUCGACCGAUUCACCGUGCGCCUAA